This is a messenger RNA of Amblyraja radiata (thorny skate), 2975 nucleotides long. RefSeq names its product ATP-binding cassette, sub-family G (WHITE), member 8 (gene abcg8). Gene Ontology annotation, biological process: transmembrane transport; cholesterol homeostasis; cholesterol efflux. Bases 17 to 2017 code for a protein of 666 amino acids. Gene Ontology annotation, molecular function: ABC-type transporter activity; cholesterol transfer activity; ATP binding. NCBI's taxonomy places the organism in Eukaryota, Metazoa, Chordata, Chondrichthyes, Rajiformes, Rajidae. Gene Ontology annotation, cellular component: plasma membrane; signaling receptor complex. The transcript has 13 exons. The record is from RefSeq and is a predicted model, not a curated record.
UCGUCCCUCGAGCAGCAUGGAGACAGCCCAGCGCAGUACUGGCCAUCUGCAAGAUCAGAUGUUCUGUACGUUGGAGGAAGAAAGCAGUCUUUACUUCACCUACAGCGGCAAACCCAACCUUAUCCAAGUGCGGGACCUCAGUUAUGAGGUGAAUAUCGCAGCACAGAUUCCCUGGUAUGAAAAACUGGCAGAAUUACAAAUGCCAUGGGACUGGAACUCAAGUUCACAUGGACAAAUAAUAGCAUUGAAAAAUCUAAACCUUAUGGUCAGAAGUGGGCAGAUGUUGGCUAUUAUAGGGAGUUCUGGAUGUGGGAAGACAUCUUUACUUGACAUCAUCACUUGCAGAGAUGCAGGAGGGAAAAUCAAAUCUGGUAAAAUAUUGAUCAAUGGAACACCAGUCAACAGGCAACUGGUUAAAAAGUGCAUUGCCCAUGUACGACAGGAUGACCGAUUAUUACCCAACCUCACUGUAAGAGAAACAUUUACAUUUGUUGCAAAGUUACGUCUUCCAAGAGACUUUUCUGAAGAACAGAGAAACGAAAGGAUAGAGGAUGUUAUAGCGGAACUGCGACUGAGACAAUGUGCAAACACUAAAGUCGGGAAUAACUUCACACGAGGGGUCUCUGGAGGGGAGCGACGUCGAGUGAGCAUUGGAGUUCAGCUUCUGUGGAAUCCUGGUAUUUUAAUACUGGAUGAACCAACUUCUGGAUUGGACAGUUUUACGGCACACAAUUUGGUCAUGACUCUUUCAAGACUUGCCAGGGGAAACCGAUUGAUUGUCAUGUCAAUCCACCAGCCGCGGUCAGACAUAUUCCAUUUAUUUGAUCUGGUCGUUCUCCUCUCUUCAGGAUUAACAACAUAUUGUGGAACAGCUAGGGAUAUGAUUCCCUACUUUACCUCCAUCGGAUACCCCUGUCCAAAGUAUUGCAAUCCUUGUGAUUUCUAUGUUGACCUUACCAGCAUCGAUAGGCAUUCCGAAGAACAGGAGCAACUUACUCAGGAUAAAGCUGACAGACUUGCUUCCAUAUUUUGGGAAAAAGUCAGAGACACAGAUGAUUAUACAUGGAAAUCUAAUACCUGUCAGACCUCUCCAAAUAAGAGCAACACUCUAAGCGCCUCCCUGACUUCUGACAAGAUUAUUAACAUUAACUCAGAAACUAUGGACAAAUUGGCUGGGCACUUCAGGCAGUUUUCUGUCUUAUUGAGUCGACAGGUUUCUAAUGACUUCAGAGAUUUGCCAACUUUAGCUGUCCAUGGAUUUGAGGCACUGUUGAUGUCUUUACUGAUUGGGUUUUUAUACUACAGUGAAGGUCACAAACAAAUAUCUAUUCAGGACACAGUGGCAUUGUUGUACCUGAUAGGUGCGCUCACACCGUUUGCAGUUGUUUUAGAUGUUAUUGCUAAAUGUCAUUCAGAAAGGGCAAUGCUUUACCAUGAGUUGGAGGAUGGGAUGUAUUCCGUCACUUCCUAUUUUUUUGCAAAGGUUUUGGGGGAACUCCCAGAACAUUCUGCUUUUGUAAUAAUCUAUGGCGUGCCUAUCUACUGGUUAGCAGCUCUCAGGCCCGAGGCCAAUCCUUUCAUCCUGAAUUUUCUGCUGGUGUGGCUGUUGGUUUAUUGCAGCAGAGUAAUGGCUCUGUGGGUCUCAGCACUGCUACCCACGCUGCAGUUAUCUUCUUUAAUAGGAAACUCCUUUUUCACAGUUUUCUACUUGACAGGAGGUUUUGUCAUUAGUCUAAAAAAUAUGUGGACAGUCGCUUCUUGGUUUUCCAAAAUAUCCUUCCUUCGAUGGGGCUUUGAAGGUCUAAUCCAGGUUCAAUUCACAGGACCUCUUUACUCUAUUAUGAUAGGAAAUCUUACCAUUCCAAUCAAAGGGACAGAUAUCAUUGAAUCUAUGGAUAUGGGUGCAGAACCACUCUACAUGUGCUACAUCAUCCUAAUAGCCAUAUGUAUUGGAUUCCUGAUACUCUACUAUGUUUCAUUAAGGUUUAUCAAACAGAAAUCGACUCAAGAUUGGUAAAAUGCAACCAGCACAUUUCUUUCAGACAAAAACUCCAGCCAGAGUUCCGCAAAGAGUUGAGGUUGAAGUAAAUUGGACACCAAUCAAUGCUGUAUUGACCAUUGAUAUUGUUUGAAAUUCUGCAAUAACUCUCUGAUGAUCACCAGGAAUACUACUGUCCUUAUUUUGAAUUUUUCUGAACUACAUUGAAAUCAAGUAACCCUUUCAGUACAUUGAUAUGGACACAGAUGUGGUAACUGACACUGUUGGAAAACAUUCCCCAUUUACUUGGAGACAUGAGGACUGGAUGAAGUAGAUGCUCAACUGUUGCAGCAAAAGGCAGUCUAGGCUGUCCCAACUCUUGUUGUUGCAUCCCAUGUUCACUGCCCAUGCAUGGGGUUGGCAGAAGCAGCUACAGGCCUACAAGUGGCUGUGAAUUGGGCAAAACAGGGGCAGGGGAGACCUAAACUUCUGCAGUUUGGAUGCCCUCUCCUUCCAGAACCAGGACAAAGACUAUGCUCUUUGUCCUAUCUCUGGAGGAAGAAUAUCUGAACUGCUCUCCAGUUUUUUACUUGGCAUGAAAUCUGGAGCUGUUUGUUUGCUCAGGUCACUAUUAAAAAAACGGCAAAGCCUUAAUGACAUAAUGAACCUCAUUCAACAGCCCUCUGGUUUUACUGAUGAACAGCAGUUACUUUUCACUUGCCUUAAAGCUGAACCAAAAUCUCCUAACGUGCGAUCUGGGUGACUCCAAACUGGGGAUUUACAGUGCUAUAAAAUCACUCUUUAAUGGAUGCUUAAAAGGAGAACUUCCAUGUUUGCAAUAAUUAGAAACUUUGGGGGAGUAGAAAGGACAGUGAUUGCAUUGGAUUGUUAUGUGUCCAUCAAUCAGUGAUACUUUAAUGUGUACAAUGUUUGUUAUAUGAUAUUAUCAAAUUUUAAUGUAACUAUUUAGCUUCAUGGUAUAAACAUAUUUUCCACA